This is a messenger RNA of Rhagoletis zephyria (snowberry fruit fly), 1395 nucleotides long. Lineage: Eukaryota; Metazoa; Arthropoda; Insecta; Diptera; Tephritidae. The record is from RefSeq and is a predicted model, not a curated record.
AUGGCCAAACUGUGCCUUCUUGCCCUGGCCUCAUUGGCCCUGGUGGUGGCCCUUAUGCCUUCCAGUGAGGCAACUUCUCACCCAAAGACCGUCUGCUACUACGAGUCCUGGGUCCACUGGAGACACGGCGAUGGACACAUGGAGCCCAAUGAAAUUGACACCACCCUGUGCACGCACAUCGUCUACGCGUACUUUGGCAUUGACGCCUCUACCCACGAGCUGAAGUGGCUAGACCCCUACCUGUCAAAGGAUCUACACGAUCUGGAGAAGUUCGUGAAGGCAAAGGGCUCCGCAAAGGCGCUGAUCGCCAUCGGCGGCGCCUCCAUGUCCGAGCAGUUUGGCGUGACGGCGGGCAGCGACCAGUACCGAGAGGCAAUUGCCCGCUCGGUGGUCAGCUUCUGCGCGCAGUACCAAUUCGACGGCGUGAUGAUCGACUGGUCGGGCAUCGCCGAGAAGGACAGCGACAACCUGAUCAAGCUGCUGGACAAGUUCGACGAGAAGUUCGCCUCCACGCCGUACACGCUGGGCAUCACCCUGCCCGCCUCCACGGUGACCAUCCAGGCGGUGAACGUGCCCAAGGUGACCCAGUACGUCGACUUCAUCAACGUCCUCACCAUCGACUACGCCGGCCCCUGGGCCAAGGUGGUCGGCCACGCGUCGCCCCUGCCCGAGCAGCUGAAGACGCUGGAGGAGUACCACAAGCGCGGGGCGCCCCGCUCCAAGCUGGUCAUGGCAGUGCCGCUGUACGCCCGCACCUGGAAGUUGGCCAGUCCGGCGCACCAGGACAUCGGCGACGCGGCCGUCAGCGGCGGCGCCAAGGGCCCCUACACCGACGUCGAGGGUCUGCUCAGCUACAAUGAGUUGUGUGUCCAAAUCAAGCAGAACCCGGCGGCGUACUCGAUCAUCCGCGACCACGCCAACACCGCCGUGCACGCCGUCCACCUGAGCGGCAGCACCGCCGAGUUUAUCUCCUUCGAGGACUCGAAGACGCUGGCGGAGAAGGCGAAAAACAUCACCACGGAGGGCUACGCCGGCAUCAGCGUCUACACGCUCUCCAAUGAGGACGUGCACGGCACCUGCGGCAAGAAGUACCCCCUGGUGCACGCCAUUGUCGAGAACUACAACAAGGCAGAUGUGCACGAGGUGCCCAUCACCACGCUCUCCCCGCCCGUCACCCACCCCGCCACGCCGCCGCCCACCGUGCCCGGCGUCUUCAAGUGCGACCACGAGGGCAAGUUCCGCGACCACCAGUACUGCUUCAAGUACUACGAGUGCGUCAAGGGCGAGUUCGGCGGCUUCGAGCAGACGGUGAUGAACUGCGAACGACACCAGGCCUUUGAUGAGCACCUGCAGAAGUGCGUCGAGGCGAAGACGGUGCCCGGCUGCGGCAACUGA